AUGUACACCAGUGUCACGGGAGAAGAGUAUGUGCUGGAGCCAGGCGAACGAGGGGAGAAGCAGCAGCACUCGCCCUGGUCCGCACCGAGGGACAGGCGGAAGCGGAACAAACACAACCCCUCCCCGCUCACCAUCAGCGAGGACUUUGAGUACACCAGUCCCCCAAAGCGUCACAAUGGUACGAUUGUGGGGCCGAAUUCUCAUGGUGAUGUGGCACAGGGCGGGAUUCUGAAGGAUGGUGUCGCCCCUGCCUGUCAAGCAGCCCAUGCUCCUGUGCUGUUUCCUCCUCCAGACGGACAGAGCCCGGCUGCCAGGGCCCUACGCAUGUCCCAGGGCCUGGACGACCAUAUCCCGGCACUGCACACGGCAGGACCCCUGGCGCAGGGGCUGUUCCAUCGCAGCUCACCCGGCCCCCCUGACCGCAAGAAGUACUCGCCCCUCCAGGCGGGGCUGGACGUCGCCUCCUUCCGCGACAUCCAGACCCUGCAGUCCAGCAUCUCAGGUGGCGGAGCCAGUGCGCGUACCCCGGCGCGCACCACCACCUCUUCCCUGGACCCCGGCAGCACGCGGUCCUCGGACCGCGCCAGCCGGGGCAGCUCCCAGCGCAAGACCUGCUUCACCUGCCCCAGCCCCUUCUGCCUGGGCCUGUCCCCGGCCAGGGACUCGGACAGCGACGAGGAGGUCAGCGUCCGGCGGCCCGGCGCGGGUGCAGACGGCUUCGUGCUGCGCACCCGCGCAGACUUCCAGCUGGCGACGCCGCGGGGUGCGGCCGUCGGCGCUGACCUGGUCCGCGAGUCGAGGCGGGCCGCGCUUUCUUCAGGGGGAAGGCCCAAGGAGCCUGCCGCGGAACCCUCGGUAUGCUCCUCCCGUGAUGCCCAGCCCCUGACCUCCCGCUUCGGGCUGAGCAGGGCGGCGCUGGAGGCGCCGCACCCGCCCGCGCGCUCGUCCACCUUCCACGCCCCCGCCGCCGCAUGCUGGCCGGAGCGAGGUCUCACCCCCAACAGUGAGGGGGGGCGCAGCGAGGGGCCGUGCCCGGGGAUGGGCGCAGCCUGUGAGACGCCCCUCUCUGUAGACCACCUCAACGACAUGCUCAGGCAGGCUGGGGACCGGCGUGUGGAUUUGUGCUCCUUGGGCCCUUCAAACCCCCGCGACGCGGAGGCCAUGGUGCGGGACGCCUGCACUGGGGGGGGACUGGUGCCCAACGCCGCCACGCUGCGCACGCUGGACAAGAUCUGGGCGGUGCACGAGCAGUUGCACGGGCAGUACUGA
Auxenochlorella protothecoides is the source of this 1269-nucleotide messenger RNA. RefSeq lists its product as hypothetical. The record is from RefSeq and is a predicted model, not a curated record. The transcript is spliced from 6 exons. The coding region runs from base 1 to 1269 and encodes 422 amino acids. NCBI's taxonomy places the organism in Eukaryota, Viridiplantae, Chlorophyta, Trebouxiophyceae, Chlorellales, Chlorellaceae.